AUGGCUAACCCCGUCCCGUCAGCCUGCUGCGUGGUGCUCGCCGCGGUGGUGGUGGUGUACGCCCAGAGACACAGCCAGCAGGAAACCCACAUCCAAUACGAGCGGGUAGGCGCGGAUGUCACCAUGAAGUGUGGCUCCAUGGACUGGGAUGCAGCUGUGACCUGGACGGCCAAUGGCACCGACAUCGAUGAGUCCCACCUGAAUGGGUCCUACCUGAUCCUGAAGAACGUCGACCUGACGCAGAGUGGCCAGUACUCCUGCUACGAGGGCUCCUCCUGGCACCUCAAAUACCAGACCUGCCUGAGGGUGGGAACCCCCCCGAAGGAGCCAGUGCUGAUGUGCCGGUCCAACAACUACCCAAAGGGUUUCUACUGCAGCUGGCACCUGCCCACUCCCACCUACAUCCCCAAUUCCUUCAACAUCUCCGUCAUACACGGCACGAGAGAGAUGGUCUGCGAGAAGGAUGUCUUUCCCAAAAACAGGUGUCACAUCAGAUACCUCCAGCUCUUCUCGACGGUGAAGUACAAGGUGACUCUGACAGUCACGAAUGCUCUGGGCAAAAACUCCACCACUCUCACCUUUGACGAAUUCGCCAUAGUAAAGCCGGACCCUCCAGAGAGCGUGGUGGCCAAACCUGUGACCAAUAACCCUCGGAGGCUGGAGGUAUCAUGGCAAAACCCCUCAUCCUGGCCCGACCCUGAGUCUUUUCCGCUCAAGUUCUUCCUGCGGUAUCGGCCCCUCAUCCUGGACCAGUGGCAACACGUUGAGCUGUCAGACGGGACAUCGCACACCAUCACGGAUGCCUAUGCUGGCAAGGAGUACAUCAUCCAAGUGGCGGCCAAAGACAACGACAUCGGCACGUGGAGUGACUGGAGCGUGGCCGUCCAUGCCACCCCUUGGACGGAGGAGCCCAAGCAUCUCACCACGGAGGCACAGGUCACAGAGACAACGAGCGCUAGCACCUCCUCUUUCAUGCCGCCCCCCACCACCAAGAUCUGCGACAAAGGGGCCGUGGUGGGCAGCGGGGCCGUGGCAGUGUGUUGGACAGCUGGACUGGUCUUGGCUGCCUAUGGAGUCCUCUUUAUUUAG
This is a messenger RNA of Charadrius vociferus (killdeer), 1089 nucleotides long. RefSeq names its product ciliary neurotrophic factor receptor (gene CNTFR). The coding region runs from base 1 to 1089 and encodes 362 amino acids. Gene Ontology annotation, cellular component: membrane; CNTFR-CLCF1 complex; ciliary neurotrophic factor receptor complex. NCBI's taxonomy places the organism in Eukaryota, Metazoa, Chordata, Aves, Charadriiformes, Charadriidae. The record is from RefSeq and is a predicted model, not a curated record. Gene Ontology annotation, molecular function: cytokine binding; ciliary neurotrophic factor receptor activity. The transcript has 7 exons. Gene Ontology annotation, biological process: cytokine-mediated signaling pathway.